AUGACACUCGCGGCGGGACUUGGGACCUUGGAGAUGUUCUCCUUCUUAAUGGGACUUUCGGGGCCGUUCUUCUGGGUAGUGCAGACGUUCGUGGGAUCUCCCUACGGCCGACAUGCCAGCGCCAGUUUCGGCCCUCCUCUGCCAGUGAAGCUGGCGUGGUCCUUGCAGGAGCUGCCAUGCUUGCUUGUGCCCCUCUAUGUGGUCACCUGCACCCCGGCCAAGCGCUUCAGCUACUGGCCCAAUCGCAUUCUCCUGGCCAUCUUCGUCUUCCACUACUUGCAAAGGGCAUUAAUUUUCCCCUUUCUGAUUCGUGGAGGAAAGCCAAUACCACUCUUCAUAUUCUUGAGUGCAUUUAUGUUCUGUACCCUUAAUGGAUUCUUGCAGAGCCAGUACUUGAGUAACUAUGCAGAGUACUCUGACAACUGGAUAAAAGAUCCCCGUUUUAUCAUAGGUUGUGCCAUAUGGCUAAUAGGGAUGCUAAUAAAUGUUUAUUCUGACAAUAUCCUAAGAAACUUGAGAAAACCAGGAGAGACUGGGUACAAAAUACCAAGAGGAGGCUUGUUUGAAUAUGUUACUGCAGCCAAUUUCUCUGGAGAGAUAAUAGAAUGGUGUGGAUAUGCUCUUGCAUGCUGGUCAUUGGAAGGCACUGCAUUUGCACUAUUUACAACCUUUAAUUUAAGUGCUAGAGCAAAACACCAUCACAGGUGGUACCUGGAGAAAUUUGAAGACUAUCCAAAGUUGAGGAAAAUUAUAAUUCCGUUUUUGUAUUAAGCACAUCAUCAGUGAGAUUUUCUUCUACCUUCACCAUAAAGGGUUCGAAUAAUUUUCUCCAGGGAAUAUAUAUAUAUUAUAUUUAUAUAUGCAUAUAACUAUCAUUAUUUUUCCUUAAUAACAUUUCAGAGAAUCUUCUAAGUUUUCCAGAAUAAACUUCCAAAAGUUCUAAUAAUUGACAAGACAAAAUAGCAGCAUAUUCCUAAUACUGAAUGCAAAGAAUCCAAUCUCAGGUUCUCUGAAUUUUAAUUAUUUCUUAGGGCACUGGUUUUGCAAAGGUUGAUUUUGCCACUUUAUGAGCUUCUUGGAAAGAGGCACUGAUUUUUUGCCUUCCUUGUAUUCCCAGUGCUUAGCACAGCUACUGGCACUCAAUAAAUUCUGAUUUAUCUACUGAC
This is a messenger RNA of Gracilinanus agilis (Agile Gracile Mouse Opossum), 1166 nucleotides long. It is a transcript of the gene SRD5A1, whose product is annotated as steroid 5 alpha-reductase 1. The transcript is spliced from 5 exons. The coding region runs from base 1 to 771 and encodes 256 amino acids. Gene Ontology annotation, molecular function: 3-oxo-5-alpha-steroid 4-dehydrogenase activity. Gene Ontology annotation, biological process: steroid biosynthetic process. Gene Ontology annotation, cellular component: membrane. Lineage: Eukaryota; Metazoa; Chordata; Mammalia; Didelphimorphia; Didelphidae. The record is from RefSeq and is a predicted model, not a curated record.